Ilyonectria robusta is the source of this 2205-nucleotide messenger RNA. RefSeq names its product heat shock protein STI1. Lineage: Eukaryota; Fungi; Ascomycota; Sordariomycetes; Hypocreales; Nectriaceae. The coding region runs from base 141 to 1904 and encodes 587 amino acids. The record is from RefSeq and is a predicted model, not a curated record. Gene Ontology annotation, molecular function: Hsp90 protein binding. The transcript has 4 exons.
ACCACGCAAUUCCUAAGGCGGCGACUGAUCUCCUCACAAUCCGGAGACACUGAACUCUGAACAAACCGCACGCUUUCGCCCUCGACGAGACUGAUUCUGCAGCUACCGACCCGUUCGAAACUCCACAAGCGACUUACGUCAUGUCUUCCGCAGACGAGCUCAAGGCUCUGGGCAACAAGGCUAUUGCCGAGAAGAACUUCGACGAGGCUGUCGACAAGUUCACCCAGGCCAUUGCCCUACAACCCGAGAACCACAUCCUCUUCAGCAACCGAUCUGCAGCCUACGCCUCCAAGAAGGACUGGACAAAUGCUCUUCAUGAUGCUGAGCAAACGACACAGAUUAAGCCCGACUGGGCCAAGGGCUGGGGGCGAAAAGGUGCUGCCCUGCACGGAAAGGGUGACCUGCUCGGGGCCAAUGAUGCGUACGAGGAGGGUCUGAAGCUCGAUGCCAACAACGCUCAGCUUAAGAACGGCCUGGCCUCGGUCCAGAAAGCCAUGGAGGCCGAAGUUGGUGGCGGCGUUCCCGGCAACGGAGCUGACCCCAUGGGCGGCCUCGGCCAGAUGUUCAACGAUCCCAACCUGAUCCAGAAGCUCGCUUCGAACCCCAAGACCAGCUCGUUCCUCGGCGACCCCGCUUUCAUGGCGAAGCUCCAGGCUGUGAAGAACAACCCUCAAGACGGCGAGAUGCUCUUCUCCGACCCACGGAUGUUGACGGUGAUGGGUGUGUUGAUGGGCGUGGAUAUGGAGCUUAGGGAGAGCGACCCGAACGCUCCCCAGGACUCGCCGAUGCCCGAUGCCCCCUCCGAGCCUAAGAGGCCCGAGCCGACUCAGAGGGCCCCCGCUCCUGAACCCCGGGUUGUGGAGGAGGUGGAAGAGGAGGUAGAUGAGGAAGCUCUUGAGAAGAAGAAGGCCAAGGAGGCCGCCGACAAGGAGAAGGCGCUGGGAACCGAGAACUACAAGAAGCGCAACUUUGACGACGCUAUUGCGCACUACGCCAAGGCGUGGGAACUGUACAAGGACAUCACCUACCUGAACAACCUGGGCGCCGCCUACUUUGAGAAGGGAGACUUUGACAAGUGUAUCGAGUCAUGCACCCAGGCUAUCGAGGAGGGUCGCGAGAUCUACGCUGACUUCAAGGUCAUCGCAAAGAGCUACGCCCGUAUCGGAACUGCCUACGAGCGCAAGGGAGAUCUGGCCCUGGCCGUGGAAAACUACAACAAGUCACUGACGGAACACCGCACACCCGAGGUCCUUAACAAGCUCCGCGCUGCCGAGCGAGCUAAGACUGAGGCUGCGCGCACGGCUUACGUCGACCCUGCCAAGGCUGAGGAGGCCCGUGAGGAGGGAAACAAGAAGUUCAAGGAGAUGGACUUCCCCGGCGCCGUUGCGGCGUACUCGGAGAUGAUCAAGCGAGCCCCUAAGGAUCCCCGAGGCUACAGCAACCGAGCCGCGGCCUUUGUCAAGCUCUUCGAGUUCCCCAGCGCGGUGGAUGACUGCAACGCCGCUAUCAAGCAGGAUCCUUCCUUCAUCCGAGCGUACAUCCGCAAGGCUCAAGCUUACUUCGGCAUGCGCAAGUACUCGGACUGCGUGGAUGCCUGCACCGAGGCACAGGAGGUUGACCAAGAGCACCACAACGGCGCCAACGCCCGGGAGAUUGAGACACAGCAGCAGAAGGCUUUCUCAGCCAUGUACUCCGCCCGUGACAACGAGACGGAGGAGCAGACUCGGGAGCGAUUGAUGAACGACCCCGAGAUCAUGAGUGUUAUGCAAGACCCCGUGAUGCAGUCAAUUCUGCAGCAGGCUCAAUCUGAUCCCGCUGCUCUCCAGGAGCAUAUGAGAAACCCCCAGGUGCGGUCCAAGAUCCAGAAGCUGAUGGCUGCUGGUGUGAUCCGCGUUGGCCGAUAAAAGGCAGCUGGCGGAGACUUUGCCUUUUCAUGGUUGGAAACGAGUGAAGGGAAAUAGCGAGGAUGGGUCUUUGAAGGUGCUUCCGCGGAGUUGCACGGGAAACGAGGGACGUGGAUUUGUGAGAUUACGAGUUGAAAUUGGCGAACCUCUGAGAACCCUUGGCGUGUACAUAAUAACAGGUGGAUGGUUGCUAAUGAGAAAUGAACCCAUUCAAGCCACGGUAACAUUUACGCGACUUUGUGUGUGUGUGGAUGCGGCGCCGGAUGGAGUUGACCAGCAGCGGAAUGCAGCGGCGAGCAGC